AUGCCCAAGAAUAAGGGAAAGGGAGGUAAAAACAGGCGUCGUGGCAAGAACGAGAACGACAAUGAAAAGCGUGAACUCGUCUUCAAAGAGGAAGGCCAAGAAUAUGCCCAAGUCGUCAAGAUGUUGGGUAACGGACGCCUGGAAGCACAGUGCUUUGACGGUGCGCGGCGAUUAGCCCAUAUUCGUGGCAAAUUGCGCAAGAAGGUCUGGAUCAACCAGGGUGACAUCAUCCUGUUGAGUUUGCGCGACUACCAGGACGAGAAGGGCGAUGUGAUCAUGAAGUAUUCUGCCGACGAAGCCCGUUCAUUAAAAGCCUACGGCGAACUCCCCGAAAACGCAAAGAUCAACGAGACGGAUACGUAUGGCGAUCAGGGCGACGAGGGCAUUGGCUUCGAAUUCGACGAGGACCGCGAUGACAGCGACUCGGACGAGGCUGAUGGCACAGGCAAGAAAGAGAUUGAUAUCGAUGAUAUCUAG
Molecule: messenger RNA, 477 nt
Organism: Plenodomus lingam JN3
Lineage: Eukaryota; Fungi; Ascomycota; Dothideomycetes; Pleosporales; Leptosphaeriaceae
Gene: EIF1A
Product: Eukaryotic translation initiation factor 1A
Biological process (GO): translational initiation
Cellular component (GO): cytoplasm
Molecular function (GO): translation initiation factor activity; RNA binding
Source: RefSeq, a predicted model, not a curated record